Messenger RNA from Grus americana (Whooping crane), 1897 nucleotides. RefSeq names its product dual specificity phosphatase 28 (gene DUSP28). Lineage: Eukaryota; Metazoa; Chordata; Aves; Gruiformes; Gruidae. The coding region runs from base 123 to 599 and encodes 158 amino acids. The record is from RefSeq and is a predicted model, not a curated record. Gene Ontology annotation, molecular function: MAP kinase tyrosine/serine/threonine phosphatase activity. The transcript has 2 exons. Gene Ontology annotation, cellular component: cytoplasm. Gene Ontology annotation, biological process: protein dephosphorylation.
CCCCCCCACCCCUUCCCCAGCGUCCUGCUGCACUGGGGCUGUGCAGUGGCUCAAAUGCUGCACGGAGGAGGCAAUUAGGGAGCUCUGCGGCAGUGCUGGUGCCCCUGUGGCCUUGGCCACAGAUGCUCCAGCUCUGCAAGGUCACCUCCUCGCUGCUCAUCAGCAACGCCAGGGCAGCCUGCAACGAGGACCUGCUCACGCAAGAGGGAGUCACCUUCUGCGUUAAUGUCACCAGGCAGCAGCCCUUCCCUGGCCUCCAGCAGGUGCGGGGCAUACGCGUGCCUGUGUUCGAUGAUCCGGCUGAAGACCUGUACCGGUAUUUUGAGCAGUGCGGUGAUGCUAUAGAAGAGGCUGUGAAGAGCGGUGGGAAGUGCUUAGUUUACUGUAAAAAUGGCCGCAGCCGAUCAGCUGCCAUUUGCACUGCUUAUCUGAUGAAACACAGAAAGCUCCCGCUCAAGGAUGCCUUUGAGACUGUGAGGACUGCCAGACCAGUAGCACAACCCAAUGCAGGAUUUUGGUCUCAGCUGCAGAAGUAUGAAGAAGAUUUGCAGAUACCAAAGCAGUCUGAUCUGCUGAGCAAAGGACUUAACUCUCUUUAAAACAUCUUCACGCAUUGCUAUUUUUAAGUGGCUUGCUACAGAUUUAAAAAUGAAAUAAUCACUUCAUAUAUCAUCUAUACAUAAAAUGCCUUACUCCCCAAGCUGAGUUGAUGGUUCGUCUAAUCCAUUCAGAGCGUCACCGUUGAAGGUGCAUGGGAAAGGGGCAGAUAAGCAGGGAGAAACAGCAGAAACAGAAAAUGGUUGGAAGGACUGUAAACAAACAAAGGCAUGAUAUCUUCAGCAUUUAUUUUCCCCUGAAUGGCCCUGAAUAUGAUAACAACGUAUUGAACGAAUUAAUAAGUUACUACAUAGGGAUUUUACUCUUGGUUUUUAAUUAAACUUCCCAGUGACAUCACUAGAAGACCUGAUGCCAGACCAAGGAAGUUCUGAAUGUCUAUCUCACUUACUGGGUCAUAAUUCAUGUUCAUGAGCUGACACAACCUUUGGUGGGAAACUAACUCUGGAACUGCUUAGUCUCUGCCUGAGUUCUGCAUUUUCCUUACAUUCAACAAUAACAAAAUACCUAAAAAUCCAGAGGACAGAAUAUACAGAUGAUGGUAAGGAGUUCAGCUUCCACCAUGCAAGUUAAGUGCCUUUUCAGCUUUUGAAAUCAGUCUCCAAAAUACCAAAGGAAUGAUUUUAAAAACAAUAGUUGAUAGUGGAGGGAAGAAGAUGACACUGGCAAUCUAAAAGUAAUCCUAACUCCUUUUAGCUUUACUUACUAAGCCUAACAAGAUCUAUCAGUGCCCAAUUCAUGCCUUGAUGUGUCAGUUUACAAGUCAGCUGUAUCUGCAUGCAAGAAACAUGGCUAAAUCAUUUCUGCUAAGACUGCUUGCCCUGUGAAAUUAUCUAUUGGGAUAUCAAGGAAGCUGCAGGAACCAUCUAAAUCAGGCUACAAUUAUGUUUAUCAUUAGACAUUAAAAGCAGAGAGAAACACCAAGGUAUUUUGUCAAACUGUAUUAAUACAUUUGUAAUUUAAAAGGGAUGAGUUAUAAAACCUGUGAACCUGCCGUGUGAAAUUCCAUUCCACGUUGCUCAAAGCAUCAAUACAAAGUAAAGUUAGCUCAUCGUCAUCUAAGUGCUUACACAAGGCAAACAUAUGUUCCCAGCAGUGGAGUAGUUUAAGGCAGAAAUUGUAAUGAUGGAACAAUGACAGAGAAUAAAGCUACUGGGGAAAUACAUGAAUUAGACAAUUCAGAUGCAGCAGAAGUUCCAAAAGUUAAAGAUUGCUCAAAGUUAAAAUGGGAUUAUUUUAAAAGCUGAAAACAUAGCAAUAAAAAUAAAAAAAAACAAGUCUA